AGAGAUUCCAAAGUUAGGUAUAUAUAUACACACACACUUUGCAGUAACGAAUCAGUCAUUAGUAUUCAACGAUGAAAAUAUUACUACCUUUUUUUACGGCUAUUUUAUUCAUCGCCGGCGCCGGAAAAGUAUUCGCCGGCGAAUAUGUCCGGCCACCGCCUCGGAAAAUGUUCCAUUUACCAUGGGAUUCAAAGCCUUCUUCACAACCUCAACAGGUUCACAUCUCAUUAGCUAAGGACAAACACAUGCGGGUCACAUGGGUCACCAAUGACGGGUCUUCUCCUUCUAUUGUUGAAUAUGGAACAUCCCCUGGAAAAUAUAGUGCUAUAGAUAAAGGAGAAAGUACCAAGUAUAGUUAUCUUUUAUAUAGUUCGGGGAAGAUACAUCACACUGUCAUUGGACCAUUGCAAGAAAAUACCACGUACUUCUAUAGAUGUGGAGGCAAAGGUCCUGAAUUCCAGAUGAAAACUCCACCCUCUAAGUUUCCAGUUACUUUUGCUGUGGCUGGUGAUUUGGGCCAGACUGAAUGGACCAAGUCAACUUUGGACCACAUAGACCAAUGCAAAUACGAUGUUCAUUUACUCCCUGGUGACCUUUCUUAUGCUGAUUAUUUACAACACAGGUGGGACACAUUUGGUCAACUCGUUCAGCCGCUCGCUAGUUCUAGGCCAUGGAUGGUAACACAAGGGAAUCAUGAAAAAGAAAGCAUACUGUUUCUAGAGGAUGGGUUCGUCUCUUAUAACUCAAGGUGGAAAAUGCCAUUUGAGGAGAGUGCAUCCACUUCAAAUCUCUACUAUUCAUUUGAUGUUGCUGGGGUUCAUAUCAUUAUGCUCGGUUCAUAUACUGCUUAUGAUGAGUACUCUGAUCAAUAUAGCUGGCUGAAGGCUGAUCUUCUAAAAGUGGAUCGUAAAAGAACACCUUGGUUAGUUGUGCUAUUCCAUGUGCCAUGGUAUAAUAGUAACAGAGCCCAUCAAUGUGAAGGUGAUGACAUGAUGGCAGCUAUGGAGCCUUUGCUGUAUGCUGCUGGUGCAGAUAUAGUUUUCAGUGGGCAUGUCCAUGCUUAUGAGCGCACGAAACGAGUUUACAAGGGUAAAACUGAUCCAUGUGGUGCUGUCCACAUUACAAUUGGCGAUGGAGGAAAUAGAGAAGGUUUGGCUCACAGGUACAAACAACCCCCACCAGAAUGGUCGGUUUUCCGUGAAGCGAGCUUUGGUCAUGGCGAACUUAAGAUGGUUAAUUCAACUCAUGCCCUUUGGACUUGGCAUAGGAACGAGGACGAUGAAUCAGUGAGGUCCGAUCAGGUUUGGAUAACCUCGUUGAUUGGUUCAGGGUGCAAUAAUGGAGGUAACCAUGAAAUGAGAAGGAUUCUUAUGGCCUCUUAGUCCCUGCGUUCGACUGAAUUCUAUAGGCAUGUAGAUACAUAAUCAGGUGGUUGUUUGUACUUUUGUUGUCAUUUGGUGCUGGAAUUGGUCUAAUAUCCUGGUCCUUCGGCAACCAAAUAGGAAAAUGCAAUAUCAACAUCAAGAUAUGGAAGUUACACUUCGUACAGAAAGAAAAGAAUUUCAAGUUGCAGUAGUUUUUACAUCUGUAUUUCAUCAAACAAAUCACUUAAGUGGUAUACUUUAUUUCAUACAAAAAGCAGUUGAAUGCAUUGAUGUGAA
This is a messenger RNA of Lycium ferocissimum, 1661 nucleotides long. Its product is annotated as purple acid phosphatase 18-like. Gene Ontology annotation, molecular function: acid phosphatase activity; metal ion binding. The coding region runs from base 72 to 1382 and encodes 436 amino acids. The record is from RefSeq and is a predicted model, not a curated record. Lineage: Eukaryota; Viridiplantae; Streptophyta; Magnoliopsida; Solanales; Solanaceae. The transcript has 5 exons.